AUGGAAACACCUUUUUGGGGUCCUCAGACCUCCUAUCUUAAUUUCUGUGAAGAGGACUAUGUGGUGACUCGAUACGUGGCUGAGUUCAUCAAUACACUCAGCAGCCUCGUCUACGUUGCCUACGGACUCUACGGCUUGCUCAGUUACUCCCAAUUCCCAGCCGGCUCACGCCUGUUCCUCUACUGUGGAUUGAUGGGUGUAGGUAUUUGCUCUGGCGGAUACCACAUGACUCUGAAAUACCACACUCAGAUGUCCGAUGAGCUAUCCAUGCACUUAUUGACCACUCCGCUUGUCUAUCGCCUGCUUACCUUCAAGGCCAGCCCCCGGCGCACAAUGUUGAUAGGAAUUGUGCUGUUAUCCCUCUUCACCCUCGUCAUGGUCACGCACGUUGUCCUAGAUGAAUUCGUUCUCCAUGCAGUCACAUUUGCCUCGGGAGUACUGAUUGUCGCAAACCGGGCUCUCAAGAUCAUUUCCCAGCACGUCCUCGAUUCUCAAACCAGACAAAGUCUUCGAAACAUCUCCCUUUUCUGUUGCUGGUGCUUUGGCUUUGGAUACUUUCUCUGGCUGAUUGGUGAAUUGGCAUGCCGCUACUUGACGAAUGCGAGAAACGCUUUGGGAUUACCUUUAGCGUUCUUCCUGGAACUGCAUGGAUGGUGGCACAUCUUCACAGCUGUUGGAAGCUACAUCGCUGUUGUGGUCGUUGAUCUUAUCACGUCUGAAGAUGAGGUCGUCAGUGACCCUACCCAACACUUGGCUUGGCCGAUCCCUUUUGUAGCUCGCCGCAUGGCCCAAUCGCCAGGGACAGUGAAGGAAAAGGCGGCUUAG
This is a messenger RNA of Fusarium falciforme, 825 nucleotides long. RefSeq lists its product as hypothetical. The record is from RefSeq and is a predicted model, not a curated record. Lineage: Eukaryota; Fungi; Ascomycota; Sordariomycetes; Hypocreales; Nectriaceae. Bases 1 to 825 code for a protein of 274 amino acids. The transcript has 7 exons. Gene Ontology annotation, biological process: ceramide biosynthetic process; ceramide catabolic process. Gene Ontology annotation, cellular component: endoplasmic reticulum membrane.